AUGUUGCCUGCUUUAGGGAAGAAAGCUGUUUUAGAAUGGUGUAUGAAAGAGGGGUUGAUUCCAUCAUCGUAUGCAUGUCCGAAAUGUGGGAAAAGCAUGAAAUUGAGAGAAAGAAAGGGUCAAAAGGCAAUAAAUGAUAGUUAUGAAUGGCUUUGUAGGAAUCAGUCUAGUGUGAAAGAGGAAAGGCACGAUGUGUGUAGGAGUGUAUGGAAAGGGUCUUGGUUUGGUUUGAAUAAUUUGGAUAUGUGCACAGUUUUAUUAGUGAUACGAAAGUGGUUUGGAAGGUGCCCUCAGAAAUAUGCAACUGAAAACCUGAAUGUUUCUAAACACACGGUUGUCGACUGGUAUAAUUUCUGUAGAGAAAUAUGUAUUCAUGUUAUGGUGAGAGAUAGUUGCAAGAUUGGAGGGGUGGGAAAGAUUGUUGAGAUUGAUGAAAGUAAUUUUGGGAAAAUGAAGUAUGGAAGAGGUAGGCCCUUUAAAGGAAGAUGGGUGUUUAGAGGAAUUGAAAGAGAUACCCACAGAUGUUUUUCUAAAGUGGUUCUUAAUCGAACGAGUGCCUGCUUGCUUCAUGUAAUUAGUGAAUGA
Messenger RNA from Stegodyphus dumicola, 585 nucleotides. RefSeq lists its product as uncharacterized. The record is from RefSeq and is a predicted model, not a curated record. NCBI's taxonomy places the organism in Eukaryota, Metazoa, Arthropoda, Arachnida, Araneae, Eresidae.